UUUCAUCUCCCUCUCUUAUACUACAUUUUUUGUUGUAUAAUUAAUUGCAACACUAAUUUUUGCAAGAACCCUAAUAUUUUCUCAUACAUUUUCCAUGGUUCUUCAACAAUAGAUGAUUGAUAAAUCCAAAUUAAGAAAGGGAAAAAAAUAUGCAUACAUCUGGCAAGCUCAAGAGAGAAUUUAUUAAAAAAUGGAUAAAGGGUCUUCAAGUAUGCUAUUCUUCAAAGAAAAAAAUGGAUGUCAUGGAAAGAAAGAAGAAAAUAAAGCUUUGUGCUGACAUUGCUUUAGCUUGUGCAAAAAGUGCAUCAACUUCAUGGAGCAAUGCUCUAAUUUCCGACGCUAAAAAAGACGACGAAAACAAGAUUCUUGUCAACAAUAUAGUAGGGUCCGAAGAAUCAUGGGUCGAGCCACAAAAGACCAUUAGCAAUAUGGUCAGUACUAGCCUUAAAAGGGUUAGAAGCAAAAAGAUCUUGAAAAAGAGUCGGAGUGUUAGCCAAAGAAUAAAAAAAUUAGGUCCUCCUAAAUCGAAUUUGGCUAUUUGUAUCGCGAAAAGAUUGGUUAAGAAGAGAACACAAGUGCUUAAAACACUUGUACCUGGGGGAGAAUCCAUGGAUGAAGUCUCUCUUAUCAAAGAAGCAUUAGACUAUAUCCUUUCGUUAAAGGUGCAAGUCGAUGUGAUGAGAAGCGUCGCAGAUGCAACUGAAACAAGCUAGUUGAAAAAACUACACAUAGAACUCGAGUUAUCGAAAGAAAUUAAACCAUGUACAGGAUCAAUAUCGAAACAUGUGACACAAAAAAUGUCACAUUCGACAAAUGCUAUGUUUCGAUCUUUAGUUAUAUAUAUAAGUCAUCAUUUAUAUAUAGUUUUUGGCUAAAAAACGUUACAAUUACUUUUAGUGGUUGAUUCAAA
Messenger RNA from Erigeron canadensis, 910 nucleotides. RefSeq names its product transcription factor IBH1-like 1. The coding region runs from base 150 to 713 and encodes 187 amino acids. Lineage: Eukaryota; Viridiplantae; Streptophyta; Magnoliopsida; Asterales; Asteraceae. The transcript is spliced from 2 exons. The record is from RefSeq and is a predicted model, not a curated record. Gene Ontology annotation, molecular function: protein dimerization activity. Gene Ontology annotation, biological process: regulation of DNA-templated transcription.